ACUGCGCGGUGCAUGCUGGGAGAGGGGCAACAUUGGGGGCGCGCAGCCGCAGGAAAAUGUUUGCGCGUUCAAGACAGGAAAAAAAAAAAGUGGCGCAGCGGAGUCUGCGCAGUUCGGCUGUUCUCGUCAGUCCGAAGUUUCGGGAGACGCGCAGAGGAAGGAGGGAGCGAGCAGCGCCAUUUUCCUGGCAGACAGGCGUCGUCAGUCCAGAUCGGGACCAGGCGCUCCUUCAGGGCGGGGACAUCAGACUCUGUACCAGUCGUACCAGAGGGGAACAUCAGAAGAAGAUUUAGAGGAGCGGACGAGGGGGAGGUGGAGCCAUGUCGGCCUCAUGGCGUGAUGACGAUGAAGAGUUUAAGGCGGGAGGAGCAAAAGGAGGGUUGAGAGCCAAACCGAGGUUCUCCUUCAACGAGGUGAAAGUGCUGCUGGAGGCAGUGAAGAGGAACAGAUACAUCAUCCUCAGGAAGUUUAACCAGGGCGUGUCAGCUGAGACCAAGAAACAGACGUGGGCUGAAAUCACGAAUCAGAUCAACGGCCUGGGAGAGAAUCACCGAGAGGUGCGUCAGAUCAUGAAGAAAUGGGCGGACCUCAAAUGUGACGGGAAGAGACGUAUCGCCACCCUCAGGGGCCCCAAUGGCAGCAACCUGAGGAAGAAGAACCUGGGCCCCGUGGAGAAGAUGGUCCAUAAGAUACUGAUGAUGAGUCCUAGUGGAGACGGUGACAGUGACCAGGAACCUGACGAGGAUGAUGAAUUGUCAAAGCUUUACACUAAAGGUCUGACGCCCAACUCUGCCAAUUACUCCUACCUCGGUUUGACGGACAGCUCCCACUCGUUACCUGGAGGAGCCUCCUACGACCUGUCUCCUCUCUCCUCGCCGGAGAAAGAACUGGGCGGAGAUCCUUUUCAUUCCUCCUCCGACUUCGACUUGGAGCUGGGAGACGAUGGAGAACGAACCAUGGACUUUGAUGAAAAUGACGACUCCCUGUUCUCCUCCGCUCCCGCCUCUCUCCCCCCGCCCCCCGCCGCCUCUCUGGACCCCCUGCCUGACAACGCACUGCUGAGGGUCAAGCCCGUCCACACCUACUCCCGAAACAGCCAGAACCACAUCCAGAACCACAACUACUCCAGACCGAUGCCUGGACCCUCUUCUUCCACAGCCUCCACCUCCUCGGGUUUCCCUUCAGUGUCUGAUUCAAACGCCAAAGCCGCCGCGUCCACUGCUGCGCCUCCUUUGUCCCAGUCCCCUACAAGCUCCAAUGUGACUGCCUCCUCCCUCCCUGCGCCCCCUCCUACUUCCUCCGCCAAUGAUUCUACCUCUGACCUUGCAUCCUCCUCAUCCUCCAUCCCACCACCUCCUCCCGCUUCCUCAGCUGCCUCUGGUGCUUCUUCAACAGCUGCUCCCCCCUCGUCUGUCCUCCCCACCUCAGCAUCGAACCCGUCCGACCCUCUGCCGGCUGGAGCGUCCUCUCGCAGGUCCCAGGACAACGUGGGCCAGAUGGCCUCUCAGAGCCUGCAGCAGCAGCGGGCCAGCAGGAUGCUGCUGACCUCCAUGUCUCAGUCUCUGGAGAUGUUGGCUCAGUCCGUCCAGCUGCUGGUGGAGAGUCAGCAGGAGUUUGUGCAGGAGUCUCUGCUGCUGCAGAGAGAGACGGUGGACGUCCUGAGGGAUUUCUCCAACACUGCGUUGACGAUGCUCAGGGACAAAGGCAGCAUCGGACAUCAGGCGCAGCAUCAUCACCCCCCCACUCACUUCUGAAAAAUGGAGAGGAACAAACUAUGACGUUUUCAAGAGACAACACGAGAAGAGACGGAGACAAGUGCUGAACAUUGUUCUUCUGUGUCUGCUGUUGUGACGAGCAGCAGCUGAAACCACCGAGCGGUCGAGUGGUUCGUGCUGAAAUGUGGAGACGCAAACACAACUAACAUCACAUGAAUGGCUGUGAAACGACACAUCAUCAAGACAUUAUUAUUAUUGUUUGUCUUUAAUUAGGGAGCGCUCCUGUGUUUUAUGUGAAUACGGUUUUUGACUGAACGUGUCUGAUUGUCUGGUGAAUUCGUUAAUUCACUCCACAAGCUACAAUGAGCAAACAGGUGAUGACUCAACGACCAACAUGUGUCAGGGUCCAGUUUUAUUGUGCAAUGAGAAGUGACUUCAGUAUUUAGAUCUUCACAGAGCACUGAUAUCAAAAAGACGUCAACUCUAUAAAGUUAAACGCUGGAAACAGUAAAAAGGUGAAACGACGCCGAGAUGAAGUGAGAUAAAUCCACCAGCCUCUGCUCGUGUGAUGGAUGAAUUAAGUCUUCGAUGGGAUAUUUUAUAUGUCAGCUUGAUGCAGUGGGUUUUUUCUUCCAGCUGAGACACCGCUCUCUCUCCGACAUUAUUUCUACACAAAUAAAACAUUACAUUCUAACAGAAAACCAAUCUUUCAUUCAGAGUUCCUGAGCUUAACGACGUCGUUUGGUAGAAAUGAGUUUUUGUUGAUGAGCGAUCAGGGAACUCUUCAGUCAAAGUGGUCAGAGAUUUUUAAAUAUAUUUUAUUCUUUUCCUGCUGAUGAGCAGUAAACGUCUAUUAUGCAGCGAAUAGAAGGAGGAACACCAUCUGUACAUAUUAUCACUAUCAAAAGCUAUGAACCAGGUGUGGUUAACACCCUGCAGCAGGACUGACGCCCCGCACCGAGGAACGAGGUGGAAACAACUUUUUAAACACUGGUCUGUGAUGUCAGGUGGAUUUUAUAACUUUAAUUUAGAAUAAGAUGGAACCACUUCCUGCAGGAAACUGUCCGACCUCUUCCCCUCGACAGGCGUCAAACUUCUGAUUAAUGAGCGUCGACCAACAAACAAGUGUAACGUCUAAGAAUGUGUUUUAAUGAAGUUCUGCUGCAUCAUCACGGAGACGAUGUGCUGCUGUUUGUGUUGAGUCUGCAGUCGUCUCUCAGCCGAACUGUAACACGAGGCUGUUUCUACAAACACAUCCUGACAGUAAAGAUUUUAUUAAAUAAAGACAAGUCUGUUGAGAGUA
Molecule: messenger RNA, 3018 nt
Organism: Paralichthys olivaceus (Japanese flounder)
Lineage: Eukaryota; Metazoa; Chordata; Actinopteri; Pleuronectiformes; Paralichthyidae
Product: zinc finger protein jing
Cellular component (GO): nucleus
Source: RefSeq, a predicted model, not a curated record